Molecule: messenger RNA, 1557 nt
Organism: Peniophora sp. CBMAI 1063
Lineage: Eukaryota; Fungi; Basidiomycota; Agaricomycetes; Russulales; Peniophoraceae
Source: the annotation of a GenBank genome assembly
AUGCGCAAAGUACCUUACAACUCCUUGAAGCGCGGAAUCGCGACUUCAGCCCGCCGAGCGUCGACGGCGACCGGAAAUCCGUCUACUGUGCAGGUCACGACAUUGCCCAACAAAUUCCGCGUCGCGACUGAGCAGACGCCGGGUCACUUCUCCUCUGUCGGACUUUAUGUCGAUACUGGUUCGCGGUUCGAGACGCCGGCAACGUCUGGUGCCAGUCACUUUCUCGACAGGAUGUCGUUCCAAAGCACAUCCCAGCGGACGGCGGAGGAGAUGUCAGCACAGGUCAAUUCACUAGGUGGACAGAUAAUGUCCACCGCGUCACGGGAAACGAUCAUGUAUCAGUCGACACACUUCCCACAGGCAACGCCCCUGGCAGUCGAUCUCAUCGCGGACACUGUCCAGCGCGCGUCAUUCACGCCAGAAGAGGUCGAGGCGCAGCGCGAUGCAGCGCGCUACGAGAUCCGCGAAGUGAACCAGAAGCCCGAGCUGAUCUUGCCGGAGGUGCUACACGAAGUUGCGUAUGGAGCGCAAGGACUGGGCAACCCCGUCUUGUGUCCGGAACACAGGAUAGACCUCAUCGACAGCACACUGCUCAAGCGCUUCCAGCAGCAGUGGUACAGGCCGGAGCGGAUGGUCUUGGCUGGCGCCGGCGUCCCGCAUGAAGAGCUACUGGAGCUCGCGCAUAAACACUUCUCUGAGCUCAAGACAGCACCCGCACCCGAACCGCCGUUACAUGCGUCAGCACGGGCACCCGGCACGGAACGCGUUGCCCCACAUCUGCUGGGCUCAACUCCCCCAUCUCCUUCCAUGCUGCAGUCACUAUCGCGUGCCGCAUCAUACUUGUCAGGCGCAGUGCCCGAAGCCACGCCUCACGUUACAACAAGUGGCUACACUGGCGGACAGCGCUUCGUCUACGAUCCCGACGCGCCAUUGAACCAUAUUUACAUCGGCUUCGAGGGCGUCGGCAUCCUUGAUCCGGACGUCUAUGACCUCGCGACCAUGCAGGUCCUCCUUGGCGGUGGCGGCUCGUUCAGCGCGGGUGGACCGGGCAAGGGCAUGUACAGCCGCUUGUACACGCAUAUCUUGAACCACCACACGCUCGUCGACCAUUGCGCGAGCUUCAACCAUAUAUACGCGGACAGCAGUUUAUUCGGUCUCUUCGCGAGCUACUUCCCCGAGGGCGGACGUAAGGGCGGCGUCCCAUACAUCCUCCCGCACUUGGUGCACCAGCUCAGUUUGCUGCUAUACCGCCACACGCCGCAAGCCGAGCUUCAGCGCGCGAAGAACCAGCUGAAGAGCAUAUUGGUCAUGGCGCUCGAGAGCCGUGCAGUGGAGGUCGAGGAUCUUGGACGUCAAUUGCUCGCGCAGGGCCGCAAGGUCAGCGUGGAGGAGAUGUGCGAGAAGAUCGACGCUGUCACCCCGGAAAGCAUGCAGGCCGUGGCGACGCGUGUAUUCGGGCCCAAGUACGGGAGCAAGCCCACGAUUGUCGCGAUGGGCCGCGAGGACCUUGGAGACUGGGAGGCGACGUUCCGCAAGUACGAUGUCGGCGUCUUGUAG